Antrostomus carolinensis (chuck-will's-widow) is the source of this 1143-nucleotide messenger RNA. Its product is annotated as tumor necrosis factor receptor superfamily member 6-like. Gene Ontology annotation, cellular component: CD95 death-inducing signaling complex; external side of plasma membrane; membrane raft. Gene Ontology annotation, molecular function: protein binding; tumor necrosis factor receptor activity. Gene Ontology annotation, biological process: motor neuron apoptotic process; immune response; activation-induced cell death of T cells. The coding region runs from base 1 to 1143 and encodes 380 amino acids. The record is from RefSeq and is a predicted model, not a curated record. Lineage: Eukaryota; Metazoa; Chordata; Aves; Caprimulgiformes; Caprimulgidae. The transcript has 9 exons.
AUGUCUAACUGUGUCAGCAGUAAAGUUACCUCCACAAACACUCGUUCUGAAGAGCUGCUGUCCGCAAGGAAGGUGGCUGUCUUAAUUAUUGAAACACAGUGCAAAAAUGGUACUGAAGCUCUAAUACCCAUAGUGUACAAUAAAUUAAUUGGAAGAAGGACCCUUGCUAAGAGGGAAAUUAAGUGUAACCUGGAUGAAUACAAUUUAGGUGUUCAGUGUUGCAAGAAAUGUGAACGUGGUUUUGUUAAAAAUACCACCUGCCCCACAAAUAUUAAUGAAGACUGUGUUCCAUGUAAAAGUGGAAAGGAGUACAUAGAUCAUGCCAAUGAUUUGGAUGAGUGUUUGAGAUGCUCUUCAUGUGACAGCGUAUUCGGUUUGGAGGUUGCAAAGAACUGCACCCCAGUGCAGAACACGGAAUGCACCUGUGCAGAGAACCAUUUUUGCAAUUCUUCUGUGCCAUGUAGGCACUGCGAUCCUUGUACCAUAUGUGAAAGCGGCAUAAUUGAAAAACAGUGUACUUCAACUUCAGACACUGUGUGUGGAAUGAAAGAAACAGGAGUGCCAUCGUGGGCCAUUGCUUUGAUAAUUGUGUUAGUACUAUUAUCAACUGGAGCAAUACUGUGGUACACCAUAAGAAAUCAGAAGUGUCUUACUAGCAAGGAGAACCUAGGUGACGUAGUCCCCAAAACAGAGGCUUCUUAUGAGAAUGUACCUCUCAUACACACAGAUGUUGACCUGAGCAGCCAUGUUGCCGCUAUUGUGGAGGAGAUGACACUCCCAGAAGUCAGAACAUUUGUUCGUAAUCACAAAGUACCAGAACCUGUCAUAGAUCAAAUUGUUCGAGAUUAUUUUAGUGAUACAUCUGAACAGAAGAUUAAGCUGUUUCAAGUCUGGUAUCAAAGACAUGGGAUAAGAGGAGCCUAUGGAACCCUAAUAAGCAGCCUGAGAGAGUUUAAAAUGUGUGCUGCAGCUGAUAAAAUUGAGGAAAAACUGAAGGCAGCUGUUUCCAGCUGUCAGGAAGGGGGACAGCCUUAUAGUGAUGACACUGAGCAAAGCAAAACCUGCACUCAGGAAAGGAGAAACUCUUACAAUGAUAGCGCUGAGCUAAGUAAAACCUGUUCUGGUAGUUUGGAAGAGACAUAG